Messenger RNA from Anolis carolinensis (green anole), 3947 nucleotides. RefSeq names its product perilipin 5 (gene plin5). The transcript has 8 exons. NCBI's taxonomy places the organism in Eukaryota, Metazoa, Chordata, Lepidosauria, Squamata, Anolidae. The record is from RefSeq and is a predicted model, not a curated record. Gene Ontology annotation, biological process: lipid storage; positive regulation of triglyceride storage. Gene Ontology annotation, cellular component: lipid droplet; cytosol. The coding region runs from base 159 to 1505 and encodes 448 amino acids.
CUGAGGCGGAGUCCUCCCCUCCACUGAUUGGCUAAGACGCGCUGCAAUAGAGCGAACGUUCUAUCACGCUCACUCCCGGGGCCUCCAUCGGCAGCUCCUUUCUUCGAGGCGUGGUUGAAGCUCUUCCUUUACAAGUUACUUUUUUUUAACGUUGUGCUAUGUCUUCGGAGGAGAGUAGUGAUGCAAAUCCGGCGGCGCCUGAGACCCAAGAGACAGAACAACAGAACGCCAUCAGCCGGGUCGCAAACCUUCCGCUGGUGAGCUCCACGUACGACAUGGUGUCGUCCGCGUACGCCUCCACCAAGGAGACCCACCCGUCAAUCAAGUCCGUCUGUGACGUGGCCGAGAAAGGGGUCAUGACCCUGGCAGCCGCGGCAGUGACCGGCGCCCAGCCUCUGCUGACCAAGCUGGAGCCUCAGAUUGCGACGGCCAACGAAUACGCCUGCAAAGGGCUGGACAAGUUGGAGGAAAAGCUGCCCAUUUUGCAGCAGCCGUCUGAAAAGGUGGUGGCUGACACCAAGGAACUGGUCUCCACCAAAGUGACCGGAGCCCAGGGCCUUGUCUCCAGCACCGUCAACGGCACCAAGGACGUGGUGAGCGGGGCGGUCGGCCUGGCCAAGGGCGCGGUGCAAGGCAGUGUGGAGGUGGCCCGCUCCGUGGUGGCCGGCGGCGUGAGCACCGUCUUGGGGUCCAGAGUGGGCCAGAUGGUGGCCACCGGCGUGGGUGUCCUCCUGGGCAAGUCCGAAGAGCUGGUGGAUCAUUACCUCCCUAUGACCGAUCAAGAACUGGCCGCGCUGGCCACGUCCGUGGAGGGCUUUGAGAUGGCCACCGUGGAGCAGCAGAAGGAGCAGCGGAGCUACUUUGUGCGCCUGGGCUCCCUCUCGGCCAAGCUGCGCCACCGCGCCUAUGCGCACUCCUUGGCCAAGCUGCGGGAGGCCAAACUGGGCACCCAGGACGCCCUGGCCAAGCUCCACCAGACCCUCGAACUGAUGGAACACGCCAAACUGGGGGCGGAUCGGAAACUGGAAGGCGGUCAGGAGGAGCCGCACCAGAUGGAUCUGGGGUCAGACCAGAAGCAAACUGGGAGUGAAGAGCAGGCGGAGCCCUCGGCCCAGCCGGAGGUCGAGUCCCGGACCCUCGCCACCUUCCGCAACUUGACCCAGCAGCUCCACCAGUCCUGCUCCACCCUGGCGGCCCGGGUCCAGGGCCUCCCCUCCGGCGUCCAGGACAAGGUCCGGCUCCUCCGCAGCACCGUGGAGGACCUCCAGGCCUCCUUCUCGGGGGCCCGCUCCUUUCAAGAGGUGCCCGCCGCCCUACUGACCCGCAGCCGCGAGCGCAUCGCCGGGGCCCGGGGCUCCCUCGAGGAGAUGGUUGAGUACGUGGCCCAGAACGUGCCUUUGCCGUGGGUGGUGGGGCCCUUCGCCCCCCGCCUGGUGGAGCUCCCGGACGCCCCCCAGACUCAGGAAGAACCCACCGAAAAGACUGAGCAGAAAGCCGAACUGUAGGCUGUUGGGAAGAGAUGACGAUCACAACAUCUUUGGGAGCUCUCCGAGGUGCUGAAUCCCGUCCCCCAGCUCCUUUCUGCACCUUGGAGAGCUCCUCUGCUUCCCAACCGGGGGCAAAUUUCAACUGGAAAGAUCACUAUUUUCCGUUAAAGAGAUGGGGAUUUCAGCUGAACACAGCGGCUCUUAUCUUUAUUGAGUCAGUUAACAACUAUAUACACAGCACAGGCGGAGCGGAGCAUAUACACGUCUGGCUCGAUUGAUGGCAACAAGCGAAGUACCUUAUCUCUGAACAUGUCACAGCUGGAAGGAACACCAAAGGCCUUCCCCAUUUUGCCAGGCAGAAAGACACCAUCCGACCCCUCCCGACAGAUGUCCGUCCGACCCCACAAGGCACUAAUUGGCUCUCCAAAGGAUUGAAUCUCUUCCUUAAGUCCUUUCAGCACCUUGGAGAGCUCCUCUGCUUCCCAAAUAGGGGCAAAUGUCAACUGGAAAUAUCACUAUUUUCCGUUAAAGAGAUGGGGAUUUCAGCCGAACACAGCGGCUCUUAUCUUUAUUGAGUCAUUUAAUGACUAUAUCAACAACAACAAUUCUUUAUUGAUUAGUCAUUUUUGACCAUAUCAAAACAUGUAAAUGUAAAACAUACAUAGGCUCUCCAAGGGACUGAAUCCCUUCCUUAAGUCCUUUCAGCACCUCUUCUUCCCAGCGGGGCCCUACUUGCAAUUGGGUGUGCCAUGUUUUCAUGUAAAAAAAAGAGAGAUGGGAAUCGUAACAUCUUCGGGAGCUCUCCAAGUGCUGGAUCCGUACUCCUUGCUUUGUUCAACUUCUUGGAGAGUUCCUCCGUUGCCUAAAUAGGGCCGUCGUUCAACCUGGAAAGUGUCUGGGAACUCAGCGUCUUUAGGUGAGCUCUCCAAGGUGCUGAAUCCCUUACCAGGCUCUUUUCAGCACCUUGGAGAGUUCCCCGGCUUCCCAGUGGGGUCCAACUUGCAACUGGAUGUGCCACGAUUUACUUGUAAACAAAAGAAAGAAGGCGAUCUCAACAGCUUUGGUUACUCUCCAUAGUUCUUGAUCCUUUCCUAGCUCCUUUCAGGACCUUGGAGAGUUCCUCGGCUUCCCAACGGGAACCAACUUGCAACUGGAUGUGCCAUGAUUAAUUACUAGUAAACAAAAGAAGGCGAUCUCAUCAGCUUUGGUUGCUCUCCAAGGUUCUGGAUCCUUUCCUAGCUCCUUUCAGAACCUUGGAGAGCUCCUCGGCUUCCCAACGGGCUCCAACUUGCAACUGGAUGUGCCACGAUUUACUUGUAAACAAAAGAAAGAAGGCGAUCUCAACAGCUUUGGUUGCUCUCCAUGGUUCUGGAUCCUUUCCUAGCUCCUUUCAGCACCUUGGAGAGAGUUCUUCUGCUUCCUAGCUAGGUUUCCAGCUCCCUUUCAACCGGAAACAAAACCUGGAACGGAUUCCUUGCUCCCACUAACAUGGAACGAAAGUGUCAACACUGGUCUUUUGGUGCGAUUCUCGGAUUCCUGAUGGUCUCGGGAUGAUAUCUGUCAGAUGUGGAUGAUGGAUGUGAGGCGGGUAUAUUGAGACACUUACAGCCUCCUGUCUCAAUUCUCCCCUCAGCAUCUGCCUAGUAGCACGAACAAAUGAGACUGCAUAGCUGUCUGCCAAUCCCAACGGUCAUUAGUCUUUAUUUACAGCUAUGUACACAAAUAGAAGCCAGAGCUGCUCAGACACAUGUUUCUCCAACAGCAACAAUGAGUUAAACAUUUCACUAUUUUGACCAUAACCUUGACAAUAUCCAUGUGCCUUGAAUGGAAUCUCUGCCGUUGCCUUCCUUUGAUCUGCAUGUGGACACGUCGUUUGCCUUGACGUGGUUUGUGCUUUCGAAAAACGCCGGAAAAUGGUCCCUCCAAAUGCAUCCCAAUGUCGUUUUUGAAGCAUGUUUACUUCCUUUGAUCGCAUGCAACUCAUAAGGACUCUAUUGGUUUUUUUAGAAUGUAGAAAAAUAUAAUUUCCUGGUAUGAUUCUUGAAUGGGAUUUUCUUCUAAUGACACUAAUCUUCGUCGAACGGAGAACUUUGUUAUGCUUAUUAAGUGCCACUAAUAUUUUUAUUUUUAUUAAUUUUUUAAAAUUAUUGGAGCCCCCGGUAGUGCAACGGGUUGAACCGCUGAGCUGUUGAACUUGUGGUUGGGCAGUUCGAAUCCGGUGAGCUCCCACUGUUAGCCCCAGCUUGUGCCAACCUAGCAGUUCGAAAACAUGCAAGUGUGAGUAGAUCAAUAGGUACCGCUUCAGCGGGAAGGUUUGGCCUAAUAUUCUUAUUUUUCAGCCUUGAAAGAAAUGUCUUCGGUAUUGAAUCCAGAGGCCUUUAUAGAUUGUAGAAUGAUGAUUUUGGUAGUAUCUUAUUUUUAAAUAAUAAAAAAUAUUCUUGUGCAAUGACUGUUUAUGAA